UGCAUUGUUUGCCGAGAAUACAUAAAUAAGUGGUCAUAAAUUUACUGACGCUUACUACAUUUACUUCAACUUUAGUGAAUAAUUUAAAGUACGCAUGCGUCAAUUUUUACACCUUUUACUGUAAAUGCUUCUCGAAAAUAGGUGGUAAAACGACAGUAAACAAAACAGCUGAUCAGUUUAAAAUGGAGUUAACCUUAAUUGAUGCUGAUACUAAUAAAGAAUUUAAGUUGUUCCUGAAUGAAGAGGAUUACAAUAAGGCCGUUAAUGAUGUCACAUUUGCAACAGUACUUUUACAACAUGCAAUAAUUAACAGUAAAGCCUCUUCUACUGUUCCCGGGAAUAAGAAUCCAACACGCCAAUCAUUGGAUACUGAUACUGAAACAUUAGGAAUUAACUGUUCACAGGAAUUACCGAAUGACAGUGAAGACGUACUGUUGUCCCCAUCAAGUGACAAUCUACUGUUGUCCCCAGCCAGUAACAAUCCGUUGUCCCCAUCAAGUGACAAUCUAUCGAUACCGAUUAAUGAAAAUGAUUCGGAAAAUACAGAAGAUAUUUCUGGCCGUUGGUCACACGAGGGAAUAUUAUUAUUGCUGGAUGUAUAUCAUACAAAAUCAGAUUUGUUGGUAAAGGGUAAAAUAAAACAGAAACUGUUUUGGGAGCAGAUUGCUUCUUUAAUUAAUAAAAAGGGAUAUAAUGUAACAGCAAAGCAGUGCCAAACAAAACUUGCUACCCUUAAGCGACAAUACAAAAAAAUUAAGGACUACAAUAACACUUCAGGCAACGAUAGAAAGGAGUGGAUUUACACAGAAAAAAUGGAUGAACUAUUUGGCAAUAAACCGUGGGUUGAACCUGUAGCAACAGCAUCCUCUUCUCAAAACCCAGAACCAUCACUUAACUUGCCUGCGACGAUGCCUUCUACACCGACAAGACCUAGUCUAUCAAACACACCCCAAAAGACCAACUCAAAAAAAGUAGUCGACAUUCUUACGAAAAUUCGAGAGGACCGGGAAAGACACCACAGUGAAAGAAUGGCCAAAAGCUCGGAAGCAAUUGCUUUAUUAAAACUCUUGGUCGAACAAAUUGCAAAAUAAAAAUGAAAAAUUUGUAGAUAUUU
Messenger RNA from Photinus pyralis (common eastern firefly), 1114 nucleotides. RefSeq names its product trihelix transcription factor GTL1-like. Lineage: Eukaryota; Metazoa; Arthropoda; Insecta; Coleoptera; Lampyridae. The transcript is spliced from 5 exons. Bases 183 to 1091 code for a protein of 302 amino acids. The record is from RefSeq and is a predicted model, not a curated record.